Molecule: messenger RNA, 414 nt
Organism: Guillardia theta CCMP2712
Lineage: Eukaryota; Cryptophyceae; Pyrenomonadales; Geminigeraceae
Exons: 2
Coding region: 23-235 (70 amino acids)
Source: RefSeq, a predicted model, not a curated record
CAUCCGAAAGUCAAGAUUCAUCAUGGCAGUCAAGGUCACUGACUGCGUCAUCAUGCGGCUGAGGCUAAUAGGGUUCAAGUUCCGAGGCUCGGUUUCAACUGCCAUUCUGCACUGCCGCGCCGCAUACCGUACUAUGAUAGCCGAUGACACCGAGAUUGGAUCCGAGAAAACUCCCCAACUUUCUUCAAAACUUCAAUCAUCUCCUACCGCGAGCCUGGGCCACCCGCUGCCGUAGUGACGUGAUCUCCUGACCUCCUGCCUCUGUCUCAUCGCGAUCAGACGGUCUCGAGAGGCCAACCCCUUCUCUUCUUCCCAUCGCGGACUCUUUGGGAGCAUAAAGGACGUACUCGCGUGAGUAGUCUGCAUCGGCCACACGAAAGGUACGUGGCUGCUCCAUCCUGUUUCGUGUAGGCC